Molecule: messenger RNA, 906 nt
Organism: Cyanidioschyzon merolae strain 10D
Lineage: Eukaryota; Rhodophyta; Bangiophyceae; Cyanidiales; Cyanidiaceae
Exons: 1
Coding region: 1-906 (301 amino acids)
Biological process (GO): proteolysis
Source: RefSeq, a predicted model, not a curated record
AUGCGCGCAGCGAGCACUUCGAAACCUGUGGGAGCGCACGAAGAAACAGGCCACCUGGGCGGUGCUCAUUCAACGUAUGUUUCGUCAGCUCAAGUGACGAACGCUGAGCAUGAAAACGAACUGCAGGUGGUUGACCUGCCAAGAGCGCCUCCAUCGCUAUCGAAAGCAGUCACAUACUUUUACAUCACUGGAUUUGGCCGGUUUGCGCUUAUGGAAGACAACCCGACGGAGCGUGUCGUGCUGCGACUACGAGAAAUCCUGCAGGAUCCAGGUCGCGUUCAGAUGUUGCACGAGCGGCUUGUGCGAAUCGUCGAUCUGCGGAUCCUCGAGGUGUCGGCAGCAGCGGCUCACGAGACGCUUGCGGAAAUGAAAACCCAGUGCCUCCAAAUGCGACAAAAACCAAAUAUCUCGUCAGAUGGCAGAAACAGGACGGUCUGUUUCUUGCAUCUCGGAGUUGACGCAUCCGCGGAUGGUUUCCUCGUCGAGCGCAGUGCUGUGAAUGAGGCGCUUUUUCGAUUCCCCGAUGAAAGAGGCUGGCAACCGACAACGCCGAUUCCAAUCGUCCGUGGUGCUCAGCUCGGUGCACGCUACGAACUUGACGGGGAAGCGUUGGCCUCUCUCUGUGAACGCACCGAGUCCCUGCUGAACGAGUGGGGUCGAACGAACUGGACAGUGCGUGUCAAUGACGACGCGGGUCGUUUCUUAUGUAAUUACUUAUUUUAUCUCUCCGCAUUUGAGGGUCUUGCGGAGAACGGGCAUCAUCUGUGGCAGACUUUUUUCCUGCACUGUCCAAUGGAAACCGUUGCUCCAUUGGAUGUGCAAGUAGAUGUUGUUCUGGCAUUCAUGGUUGCCGUUGCGCAAUCGAAUGCGCAGCAAGGUCCAUUAGAGGGGAUUUUGGCCCGCUAG